This is a messenger RNA of Xenopus laevis (African clawed frog), 4614 nucleotides long. It is a transcript of the gene zc3h11a.S, whose product is annotated as zinc finger CCCH-type containing 11A S homeolog. Gene Ontology annotation, biological process: poly(A)+ mRNA export from nucleus. Gene Ontology annotation, cellular component: nuclear speck. NCBI's taxonomy places the organism in Eukaryota, Metazoa, Chordata, Amphibia, Anura, Pipidae. The record is from RefSeq and is a predicted model, not a curated record. Gene Ontology annotation, molecular function: metal ion binding. The transcript has 21 exons. The coding region runs from base 883 to 3267 and encodes 794 amino acids.
CCUUUGGAACACUGAGUUACGUCAACUAGUCACGCCCGCAAGGCAUUACGGAACACGUCACUGCGCUCGCGCGUAAGCGGGACGCUAGUCUCGCGUGAGAAGACUUGUCGGAAUUUCUCUACGUCUAGAAUCGUGCUAGGAACCUGCAGUUAACAGCUUUUCGCAGGACAUUAAAAACUUGAGCUGGAUUCUGACCAGGUGAAACCUGUCACUGAUUCACACCAUUACUGUACUGUUUCAAGUGGUACAGGAAUGAAAAAGAAUAUGAAGAUAUUGAACUACAUGCAUCUUUUUACUGUCACAGUAUUGUAACGUCUCUGAGCAGCUUUGAAGACAUCAAGGGACAAGUUUUAUAAAGGGGGAGUUUUUUUGUUUUAUAGGUGAAGAAUAUCUGACUUCUUGGAUUGGAACGUUCAUAGUUAUUAAUUUUUUCUUUUAUUAACGUAUAUUUUUCAUGUGAGAAUCCACACUUUUUAUGUUGUGAAUGGAUGUCCAAGAAGCUGGGCUGAACUUAUUUUUCAUUCAUAGUAACAAUACAGCAUAGCUGUCAAGCAGCAUUUUUAGCUGCCAAGCCUCCUUCUUUUUUUUUUUUUUUUUUUUUAAAAAAAACUUCAUCCAACGGACUGCUGUCAUUUUGUGUGGUAUAUUUCACUGUGCAAAGCCAGGCCUUGUUCUUCAGUUUGAUUGCUUCCUGCUUCUACAAAUUAAUUCUCCGAAUUACUGGUUCGUUUGGCAAACAGGAGGAAGCACAGGUUGACGGCUGAAUGAUUCAUUAAGGCUGCUAAGUUUUUUCUUUGCUUACAAGCUGUUGGAAAAACAAGCAGCUUUUGGCAACCAAAAAGGUCCAAGUCCUGUUACCAGUGAAUCCAACUGCACGCCAGUAUGUCUAAUCAAGGGGAAGACUGCUACUUUUACUUCUACUCCACCUGCACCAAGGGAGAUGACUGUCCGUUUCGGCACUGUGAGGCUGCUGUUGGGAGUGAAACUGUAUGUACUUUGUGGAAAGAAGGACAAUGCUUUCGGCAAAUCUGCAAGUUUCGCCACAUGGAAAUGAAUAAGAAGCGCAGUGAGAUACCUUGUUAUUGGGAAAACCAGCCCUCCGGUUGUCAGAAAGGAAAUUGUGCUUUUCAUCACACCAAGGGUCGAUUUGUGGAUGGUGUUUUUAUGCCUCCAAGCAAUUCAAGCUUACCAAAACCUGAACCAUCCACAGUGGAACCACCUACUUCCCAGCUCUCACUGACCCAAGUCAAGCUUUCAGUGGCCUCCGCACCACAGAUACGUGGGGUAAAGAAGAUUGAGGCAAAUGAAAAUAUACCAAGUCCCACCCACCCACCUGUGGUAAUCAAUGCUGCGGAUGAUGAUGAGGAUGAUGAUGAUCUGAUUUCUGAGGAAGGAGAUGAGAUGAAAAACACAGGUCAACUUCACUCCUCUUCCAUUGCUCAUCAAGGGACUCGUAUUAUAUCGACACGGAAUUCUGCAACCCCCCAAAAAAUUAUCAAAGAUACUUCUUUGAACUUUGGUAUUAAAACUUUGGAAGAAAUAAAACUGAAAAGACAAAAGGGAGAACAAAAUUCCCAAGCAGAUGCUAUGGAUGGUUCCUCCAUUCAGACAGCUCCAGGAGAGGAUAUGAUUGUGCGCACUGUUUCAUUCUAUGCAAAAGAUAAAUCCAGUAUGUGCCUUAGCUUGGCUCAACGUCUUGGAAAGCGUACUGCACCUACAGAGGAAAACCCAUUGGCUGAUUCUGUUGGAGAAUGUGUUCCUUCUGCAAAGAAAAGCCUCCAUCAAAGACUGGGAAGGAGAAUAACACCACAUGGAAUAGGCAUUGACGCAAAGAAAGUUCGGAGCCCCCGACCUUUAAAAGAGCGAUUGGGUUUACCCACAGAACAAAACAGCGUGGAAACAGAGAAGGCAGCCAGACCAGCUCCUGAGUUUCAUAUUAAGACACUGCAAGAAAUUCAGCAAGAGAAAGCCAAUCAGAAACAACAGCAGAAAUCUGAACUCUUGCCAUGCAAAAGCAAAGUGACUUUGAAUGCAGAAACAGGAGUUGCACCUAAAAUGCAGCCCAGUCUGCACAUUAAGACAUUUUCUGAAAAAGAUGCAGAGAAAAGGCAUAGGCAGCUGAAAGUAAAGACACAUGUAAGCCAAGAGGAAAAAAAAUACAAGCUUGGAAGUCAUAGAGAUGAGAUACACAAGAAUGAUCAUGGCACCAAGAGACCAAGGACUGAAGAGCAACAAGGUGAAGCUGGAAAGGAAGUAAAUCCAGUAAAGACCACACUGACUGAGAAUGUUCAUAAUAAAAAGGAGAUGAAGUCAGAAUUAAAAGGGAAUUAUGUUGCUGGCCCAGUUAACUUAAAAAGGCCACAUUCCAGUCUGUCCCCACCCCGUAGCAGUGCACAGGAAGCUAAAGGCACAUCCCAAUCCAUAGAACAAGUGCGAGUCAAAACUCUAGAAGAGAUUAGGCGUGAGAAGGCACAGAGACUGCAGCAAGUCAGCAAGCAAGAAAAAACACAAAGUGAAGAGUCUCAGCCACAACCACUAUCCAAACAUAAGAGAAUUCUACGAAUCUCUAAACCAGCAGGCAACAGAGAAAAAAUAAAGAAUGAAACAGAAUCAAAUUCUGGCAAUUCUUUGAAGGUAACAUGUGUCAAGCCAUCCCCAAAGAAGCUUGAGGAGGAGAUGGACAAAUCAUAUUUACAUCCCCUAGAAUCGCAGAGAUUAAAAAAAACAAGUGUUAAAUCUAGUCUGGACGUAUCCAAUACAGAACAUACUAAACUAUCUGGGACAGAUCUAGAGCAAACUCAUGAAGGCAAAACAAAAGAAAAGCCAAAAGUGAACAUCGAACCACAUGUGGUUAAAAAAAAUUUACCGUCCAAAAGUACAAUAAAAGUGAAAGUACAAGAAAUCCCUGCAGUUGCUGCUGUGCAGCCAUUGAGUCCUGUAACCGUGUCUGCUAUGUCAGAGCAUGAAUCGACAAUAUCUGUAGUUCCUGAGGCAUCUCUCCCAGUGGACCAUCCAAUUGUCAGCUUGUCGAGCAAGCAUCUUAAUGAAAGUGAGCCUGCUACACCUGCGCCAUUUGUACCCAACAUUGCGAAAUCCCGAAGAACAAGCACUGCGUCAGCAGGGAAAUCAAAUUUAUCUACAGAGGAUGAAUUUGAUAAACUUAUCUGGGAGAUCUCCGAGGGGAAAUUGGAGGCUGAAAUCGAUCUUGACCCAAGUAAAGAUGAAGAUGAUCUCCUGUUAGAACUAUCAGAAAUGAUUGACAGUUGAGAGCAAAUGGGAGAGGCAUAUGAAUCCAGGGAAGGAAGAAAAGUUCCUGAAUUUUAUGCCACCCUGUAUUAUUAUUUGCACCAUAACUGGCCUAGGCCUAUGGUUAAUGGCUUGAGAAGAACAUGUGCGCUGUAUAUAAUGCUUUGUGGCAGCUACAUUUCCUGCCAGACCACUCUCUGUGCUCCUUCAUUUGAAAUCCUGGCCUGCAGGUCCCAGCAAGAGCAUGGGCUUACCAUUACUUUGGUCAGAUAAAAAUUUUUUUUAUUUUCUUCUUCUGAAAGAGCUCCUUAUUUACAUACCAAUAUAUACUUGUAGAUGAAUAGGCAAAAAAUUGUUUCUCGAUGUUUUGGAAGUGUCCGUCUCAAUCAGCCACUUUAUGUUGUGUAUAUUCAUGUUGUGGUUUCUGCUUUCAGAAUGUAAAUUUUUUUGUUUUUAUGCUCCAGUCACUGCCCUCGUGUAAAACCAUCAUCCAAUUUGUUUUAACUCUAUUUUGCUGAGGAGGGAGCAUUGUUUUAACUGUAUGGAUUAAAAGUUUUGAUUUUUUAAUGAUUGUGUUAUCCCUGAAUACAAAUUUUCAGCAGUUGUGUAGGUUCUGUUAAUGGUCGUGGAUACGGACCUCUUUUUUUGUUGGAUGGAUCUGCAGGUCCAUAUACGCAAAUUCAUGUUAAAUAUGAGAUACACUUUAAGUGUCUGAAAGUGAACCUAUAGCUAAAAUAUAUAUAUAUAUCUGUGUAUUGUCUAGAUUCGGAACCUGUUCUAGUCUACUUUGCAAUUCUCUGUCAAGUGCUAGCAACAACAAAAAAUUCCUGUAUAUUUGCAAUGAAAAAAAUGUUGCAUAUUUGUGAAUUAUUUGGUAUUUAGCUAGAAAAUAAUUGUUCAUGUUUUACUUUUUAUUUUCAAUCAUUUUAUUGUUACGUUUCAAUACUAACAUUUUCACCUAAUAUACAUUUACACAGUACAAGGUUUCUAAUGUUACUAUUUCACAAUUGGGUUUUAAAUUAAGGUAAAUGAAAAUGAAACAUACAAACAAAAAACCCGUUCAGCUUUCUGCUUUUGAAGGGGAGGUUAUUUUUUUGUGGCUGACUGAUAGAAUGUCAAAGGUAUGUCUGAAUGCCUGAACCAAAUAAGGAAUGAAAUGAAAACAUUAGAAGCAGAAGUCGUCUGGGUUUGCGGUUCCAAUUUAUGCGAUUUCUCAACUGAAGCAUAUGAUAUAUUAUAUAGAAGUGGCAUCUCUGCAAAGUAAUUUCUUAAUUCAAGUGUGUUGUAUAUUGCUCUUCCUGUUAAGGGGGGGGGGCCCGUCUCCCCCAACACAAAAAGCUGUACAAUAAAAUUGAUUUUCAAUUUAAA